Molecule: messenger RNA, 2364 nt
Organism: Opisthorchis viverrini
Lineage: Eukaryota; Metazoa; Platyhelminthes; Trematoda; Opisthorchiida; Opisthorchiidae
Exons: 10
Coding region: 32-2344 (770 amino acids)
Source: RefSeq, a predicted model, not a curated record
GUUGAAAGUAUAAUCUUAGCUCCUUCAGGAUAUGCUGCUGGAAUCAAUUUUUGAGGUUCUCACGGUGCGGCAUUUUUGCGCAUUGCUACUCUCCAUAUUGGUUGCGUUGGUUGCGACUUCUCACCUGAACUAUCAGCUGUCUCCCUUGUGGGUGUUGCACCUUUACACACAGUCUCAUACCGAUGACUGGAUGCCGCCGAAUAUAAAAUACUUGACGCGGGCAUCCCAUGUAUUCUUGGCUGAUGGAUUCGAGGAAAAACCAGUAUCACCUGUCCAUCUCGUCAUUUCCAAUUCGCAUAUUACCACCGGCGCUUUCAUCGUAGUCUAUCAUUUGUCGUCAGUGGAGUCGAUUGAGCGGUUUCUGCUCCAUUCCGAACGACGAAAAUCUGCUUUGCACCAACUUAACCCCGCUAGUCGUUUCAUUUUUGGGGACCAACAUGUUCUGGCUCUCACAGCCCACUCUCACCGGAAUGUAAUGGUAUAUGCAGCCGUUUCCAGUCCAACACACAAUGGUUCAUCCACUCUUGCGAAUUCUUACCUUAUAUCAGCGUUCAACGGAUCAGGCACUGUUUUAUGGAAGCAGAUGAUUCGGACACCUCCCUUUGAUACUGGUGACGUCUUCCCUACUGUUACAGUGGACAGCCGUUGUGGAAUAGUAUCAGCUUCCAUCUGCGGGACUGUUUUUACUCUACUCCCUCUAACUUCGUAUACGGGCUUUCUUUUUAUCACUAGGGAAAAUGGUCGUGAGUUUUCGGCCCUUGCGUUAUCAUUGACAGAUGGCCGGAUUCUUUGGCAAUAUCGACAGGAUGAAUCAACCAUCUAUCGACGUCAACGCAACAACAGCUCAACACGGACAAACUGGAGAUUGGCCUUGUUAGAUCACUAUGAAUCACACAGGCAUGUUGAUGUCUCCAGUUGGAAGAAUUAUCGCAACAGGUUGAAUGAACUGUUACCAUUUCAGUGGUUUGGUCCAACUGACAGCCGGAUAGCAGUAUUGGCUGAUGUAGAGUUGGGUAAAACAACGCCCGUCGGUAGAAAGCAGAUGCCUAAUUUACUGGCCCUGCUGCAUCCUCGAGGGAUCGAUUUGUUGGACCUGACAUCUGGAAAACCAAUGAGUCAGUUAAUAUUCAACUGGCGCCCGGGGUCGACAUAUGCCUUCAUUUCAAGUGUGAAUGAUUCUCGUUAUUUCUUUCGAUCACUGGGCCGAAAUCUCCUAACCCAGUUGAGCAUACAAUCAACGAUUAUUCCAUCGUCACUGAGUUCUUCCGCGACUUACGUGGAACAUUCCUCGGAUGGUGAUGCGGACGGGGAUGUGCCUACACAUGGCGACUUCUCACACAUGGUGGACUGCCGUGGAGUACUGCGACAUCUCGAAGUGAGUACGGACAGCUCAACUGUUGGCUUGAACUCCCAGUCGGUCAUACAUGGUGGCCUUUGUAGACCUCAUUCUUUAUUCGAUUUUGCUCGACUGGGUCGGCCGGAUUGGUUAGAAGAUGAAAGCAAAUCUGUUCCUCCACUUGUCUUUCACAGUGAUGUCCCUUCGAAUGGCUUGGUUGACCUGUGGAACUAUUUGCUUCCGUCCUUCGCCCUACAUCCUCAAAGUGUUAACCUUUUGCACAAACAUCACAACACCGGGGAAAAUUACGAUAUCGUCUUCUUGACCUCUGACGGCAGUUUGACAUGCGUCUCUAACCAUGGACACCAAAAUUGGCGGGUAAUUUUUCUUCCACCUUGCGUUUGUUUUCUUUUGCGUUGUCUGAUCCAUAGACAACCACAUUUUGUGUUUCUUUAUUCUCAGCUGAACGCAGAAGUUUCAUGGCUCCAGGUUUCUCGAACCGUUGCGGGAGGUUCUUCCGACGAUCACAAUCUGCAUGAAAUGUACACCAAACAAUUUGUACCAAGUCUUUCGGCUGUUCGUCUCCGUCCUUUCGGCAUGAAGCCUUGGAGCAGUUUGUUAGCUCCCGGGCAGUUGCGUCGCCCUGUUCACAGGACCACAUCCACUGACAAGCUAAUUGCAUUGUCAGCUUUGGUAUCCGUUGGUUGGGAUUCUCUGAGUUUGGUGGAUCUUCACUCGGGACGCUUACUCGCAACGCAUCGAUUGCCGAGUCAUCCGACUGGAAAACCGAUCGUCAUCCCGUUUACCCAUUCGAGCGACGUGACAUCAGAGGCUGAUCACUUUGUCAACAGCUUGAUUGUGGUCCCUUGCGAUGGAAUGCUGGUCGCCUUCGGAGUGACGGUGGAACUGCGGCUACAGACCCUAAUUUUGGUAUUGCUUUGUUUAUUUGUAUCAUUUAUAUUUCUCAAUCUGUUUUGUACAUUGGACCCCGUCGACAGCGAAUACUAAUCAUAGACAGAUUGUAAAUG